This is a messenger RNA of Uncinocarpus reesii 1704, 321 nucleotides long. RefSeq lists its product as uncharacterized. The transcript has a single exon. The record is from RefSeq and is a predicted model, not a curated record. Bases 1 to 321 code for a protein of 106 amino acids. NCBI's taxonomy places the organism in Eukaryota, Fungi, Ascomycota, Eurotiomycetes, Onygenales, Onygenaceae.
AUGUUCACAUCGCUCUUUGCUCCCAAAUCCUUCUCCGAACCGAACACCCAGACAGAGAACACGGCCGGAGAGAAGAAAAGAGGCGAGCAGCUCGGUCGACCACCCAUGUCCCAUGUCAAAACCUUGCUGCUUGCGUUUGCAACCCAGCUCAACCUGGUCCCGCCGAUAACAUGGGACAUUCAUGUCAACUUUAAACUCGCCGUUGUUACAUGGCACACACACGCACACAACAAAAACCGGUGCAAGACAUGCUUUCCGGCCGGCCGUCGUACCAUAAUAUCCUCUCUCAUGAGGAGCUCCGAGACAAGCGAGGUCAAGUAA